Molecule: messenger RNA, 1358 nt
Organism: Nicrophorus vespilloides
Lineage: Eukaryota; Metazoa; Arthropoda; Insecta; Coleoptera; Silphidae
Exons: 3
Coding region: 22-1254 (410 amino acids)
Source: RefSeq, a predicted model, not a curated record
UAUAUUGUAAACGCUAAUCGCAUGAACUUUGAUUCGAGACUACGCGUCAUGUUUUCGCAUUGCGCGAUUUUGAAUCAAAAAAUUCUUGACCUUGCGUGUUUACAAAAUACAGAGAUCUCACGCGCGCAUUGCACUUACGUCAGCCAAACAACAAUACCACGUAAUAUUUAUAAACUUCCAGCUGAAGGAGGUCGACGCAGAAGGGUCAAGCUUGAUCUGCAGGGCGAUUUCGGUCAGAUCAGCAACAUCUCGCUGAUAGAUAACUUGGGAGAUGCGCUCAAAGUCCUGGAUCAAAACAGCUCGACUGCAGAAACUUUCGAAAUUGAGACCAUCAAAGAGCAGCAGUUCGAUUUCGACGAGAAGUCCGUUCCUGAACAAGCUCUCUACGUGAAAGUUGAUGGCAAGGAUCUGCAAGGCAAUGAUUUCGUACGUCUCUCCUACUUGAAUAGCAACAUCCAGCCUAAGCAUCCGAUCGAGAUUGAAAUAGAUUCGAAGACAGACCUCCUGCUAAGACCUAACCAGAAUGUUAAGAUAUAUUUUGAAGUCACCAAUAACCAAAAUUACGUGGUUUACGUUAACUUCAAGUGCGAAGACAACAAGCGCUUGCUCAGAUGGAUGGAACCUUUAAGUACAUGGAUGCAACCGCGACAAACGAAAGUUGUUGCCGUUACAAUUUUCACACGGAAUGAUUUCGGCUCAAGCUACCAGGAUUUCGUGACAUUCUAUGCGAUGACCGGACAAGAAAAGUAUAUUAAGAAGAUUCUCUUGAAUGUGGAUGCCAAACACGUGGUAGAUACAAGGAAGCCGACAAUCUGGCACAAGUUCACAAGUAAUUGUUUGAACGUGCUCCUCGCAAACUGCGAAGAUGCCACCUGGAGUGUGGAAAUUACGGCGCAGGAUAAAGAGUCGGGCCUUAUGCUCCUCACUCCUAACAUUCAUUUCCCUAAUGGGUUUACCACAGGGACGACCGAGGAAGUGACAGGCUACUAUAGCGCAUCCUGCUGCGAGUCACAGCUUCAGCUGACGGCAACCGAUAGGAGUAACAAUAAAAGGACGUACAUUAUAGACGCUUAUAAGGCGACCCUUGGCCCGUGGGCGAUUGCAGCAAUAGUUUUUGGAGUUCUUUUGAUAAUUGCUCUGAUUGUGGGUAUUAUCCUCGCGAUAGUUUGCAGGAGGAAGCAGAAGGUAUCUGUUGAUCUGCCAACUACCUCCUAUCGUGGUCCAAUCAAUUCAGCAUCCACAAAUAGAUACUAAAAAUCAUCAAAAUACAGAGCGUUUUUUAUUUCAAAUUAUUGUCUAGCAUAUGCUAUAUAUUAGUCUAUUAUACUUUUCUACACUAUAUUUGUUUUCUUGCGUUU